AUGUCCCACAACCCCAAGAACAACCCCGUGCUGGCCGUAGUAGGCGUCGGCCCGGGCAUCGGCGAAGCUGUCUCGCGCCACUUCGCCUCAAAAGGGUUCAGCGUAGCCCUGAUCGCCCGAACAGAAGACAAGCUUCGGAAAAUCCAAGACUCAAUCAAUGAGUCCUAUCCCAACUCGGCAAAAUACUAUGUCACCGAUGUCCGGGAUGAAUCGAGCGUGAUCAAGACUUUUGAUUCCAUUAAGGAGGAUCUCGGCCCGGUCCAUGUGCUAAUCUAUAAUGCCGGGUCGAGACGCAUUCGUCCGCGGACUAUUCUCGAGACGUCGUCGUCGGAGGAAUUUGAGAACUUCACCCGCAUUAAUAUGUUCGGGGCCUUUUUUGCUGCCAAAUGUGUCUUACCUGAUAUGUUGGCCGCUGGGACGGGCACUAUUAUCUUUACCGGUGCCACGGGGUCCAUUCGUGGGAGUCCUGGGUUGAGUAGUUUUUCGCCGGGGAAGUUUGGGCUUCGGGCGCUGUCGCAGAUCAUUACCAGGGAGUUUCAGAGUAAGGGUGUUCAUGCGGCGCAUCUUAUUGUUGAUGGGCCUGUGCAAAGUGAUAUUAUUGGGGGGUGGUUAAGGAAGAAAUGGGAGAGGGAGGGUGAAGAGGAGAAGUUGAAGGAGAUGCAUCGCUAUGUUAUGCAGCCCUCCGAUUUGGCGGAGAUUUAUUGGUUCUUGUAUACUCAGCCGAGGAGUACGUGGACGCAGGAGUUGGAUGUUAGGGCUGAGAGGGAAGGGAUGUUUUCGAAGUUGUAG
Messenger RNA from Aspergillus oryzae RIB40, 789 nucleotides. Its product is annotated as SDR family oxidoreductase. Lineage: Eukaryota; Fungi; Ascomycota; Eurotiomycetes; Eurotiales; Aspergillaceae. The coding region runs from base 1 to 789 and encodes 262 amino acids. The transcript has a single exon. The record is from RefSeq and is a predicted model, not a curated record.